AUGGCGGCAAAAAAGUACAAGUACAAUGUCAUCAAGGAAGCGUUUGCGAACGCAAGUUCGCACUUGACGCUGGAAGAAAUUGAAUGUGAGCGGAGAGGAUACAAGCUGACUAAAACUAUCCUUGGAUCUGGAGCUUACGCUAAAGUAAAGAUGGCCUAUGCUAUGGAAAUAAAACAAGAGAAAGACAAACGAUUGUCAGAUGACUUACACACGAAAGGACACAAUAUAGUUGCAAUCAAAAUUAUUUCAAAGCGACAAGCACCGAUAGAAUACCUAAACAAAUUUAUGCCAAGAGAAAUCGAUGCUCUUAAUGCAACUGCUAGACAUCAUAACGUGAUUCAGUUAUACGAGACAUUUCAGUCCAACGACAAGAUUUUCAUGGUCAUGGAGUACGCAUCCAAAGGGGAUUUGUUGGAUUACAUCAAUUCUCGCUGUCGCCGAUGCGUGGGAAUAGGAGAAGAUCUUGCCAGACAUUUUUUUCGUCAACUGAUCGAAGGACUUUCACAUUGUCAUCGCCGCAAUGUCGUUCAUAGGGACCUGAAAUGUGAAAAUAUUUUAAUAGAUGAUAACAACGUCAUCAAGAUUUCAGAUUUUGGGUUUGCGACCCAAAGCCCUAGCAACAUGGCCAAGCUGCUUGAGACAUUCUGUGGGUCGUAUGCAUAUGCUGCGCCAGAGAUUCUCAAGGCACAAAAAUACGAUGGGAAAUGUGCUGAUAUAUGGAGCUUAGGGAUCAUGUUGUACGCCAUGAUGUGUGGGAAGCUUCCUUACAAUGACAACUGCAGUCUUCAUUCACUGAUCUUACAAACUAAAGGAAAACUGACAUUCCCUAUUCGUGGUUCCUGUUCACCAGAAUGCCAAAGGCUUAUCCGGGACAUUUUGAAAAACGAUCCCAAUGARAGAAUCACCAUCAGCCGAAUGCUUGUGGAUCCUUGGUUGAACGAAGGCAGACAAGAGAUUCCAAGGACAUUAUUCAAGAAAGGAAUUUCCCCCAUGUUAUCGCCUCAUGUUGAAUCUUUACGCGAGACGAAGGGACAACGUACGGGGACACAGGAUGUUGGUUCCAAAACCCCCGAGCCGCCGCAGAAUAGAACAACACGAUCCCAAACACCAGUUGCAAAACAAGGAUGGUCAUCUUCGCCAAASACACCCGAACCCAGCGCGGUGACGAAGCUCUUACACAAGCGUAACGCCAAAAGACUUGCUUGCAGGGCAUCAAAAUCCCCGGCAAUAGACCCAUCCCCGGUCCUCGAGUCGAUACCAUCAACUCCCGUGGAUGAUCUAAUGGACAGGUUGUCACCUUCUGUUAAUGGACGCUCACCCGCCUGUGCAAGAAGCCUCACUCCUGGGGUACAAACGAAAGUGACCAAUAGGAAGGAGUUGCCCGUAAAAAUUGCGCGGAUCAUUACGGGGCCGGAAACUCCUAAAACAUCGAAGAACUUGACCCGGGAAACGUUCGUGAUAAUGAGUCGAGCGACGCACGAGUUACAACAGCAUAAACAGAUCAGGAAUGAUUUGCGUGAAAAUAGACAACAAGUAUGGAGAUAUGUCAAUGAGCUUUCGUCACAAAACAAAAGAUAUAUUUCACCAAGAGAAAUAAAGUCCUGUGCAGUUAAAUCCAAUCUUCUUCUCAAGACCGUWUGCCUCGACACCCCUCCAGAAAGUAAGAAAUUUUGYCAGUCAGGCAUGGCACCAUGGAAAYGGGUCAUCGUCCACCAAAGGCAUCAUGGAUCACCUUCAAUACCUAGCCACCAAACAGUCAGGCGUGACGUCAAAAGAGGAUGCGCCAGCUCUGGUUCCAACCAGAAUAUCUUUUUGGAAGAUAUGAUUUCAAGCAGCCCGAUGUAUGAGAGACCAGUUCGAGGGGUUUUGUACAAGCAAGGCUCGCCACGGAAGAGUGUGUCGCCAGCAAGACGCGUCUCUUUUACACCAAAUAGAAGAAGAUAG
Messenger RNA from Actinia tenebrosa (Australian red waratah sea anemone), 1944 nucleotides. RefSeq lists its product as uncharacterized. Gene Ontology annotation, biological process: microtubule cytoskeleton organization; intracellular signal transduction; protein phosphorylation. The record is from RefSeq and is a predicted model, not a curated record. Gene Ontology annotation, cellular component: cytoplasm. NCBI's taxonomy places the organism in Eukaryota, Metazoa, Cnidaria, Anthozoa, Actiniaria, Actiniidae. Gene Ontology annotation, molecular function: tau-protein kinase activity; ATP binding.